Capsicum annuum is the source of this 1786-nucleotide messenger RNA. RefSeq names its product nuclear transport factor 2. The record is from RefSeq and is a predicted model, not a curated record. NCBI's taxonomy places the organism in Eukaryota, Viridiplantae, Streptophyta, Magnoliopsida, Solanales, Solanaceae. Gene Ontology annotation, molecular function: mRNA binding. The coding region runs from base 157 to 1500 and encodes 447 amino acids. The transcript is spliced from 8 exons. Gene Ontology annotation, cellular component: ribonucleoprotein complex; cytosol.
UUAAGCGUUCCGUCUUUUGGUUUUAAAAAAAAAUGCCAAGUAGCGUAGGCUUAAUUAAUUGUCAGUCCCUUUCAACACACGUUUGUUUCUCUUUUCGACGCUUACGUCAGAAUAAUCACUCACUCAAAUCUACAAAAUUUGUCCUCCUCUUUCAGAAUGGCUAUGGAAACUACAGCUCUACUUUCUGCCCUUACUGCACAAGUGAUUGGAAACGCUUUUGUUGAGCAGUAUUACCAAAUUCAACAUCAUUCGCCAGAGUUAGUAUACAGAUUUUAUCUGGAUUCAAGUGUCUUAAGUCGCCCAGAUUCUAAUGGCGUGAUGACAUCCGUGACAACAAUGAAAAGUAUCAAUGACAUGAUAUGCUCAUUAGGCUACAAGAACUACAAGGCAGAGAUAAAGACUGCAGAUGCACAACAGUCCUAUAAGGAUGGGGUGACUGUAUUGGUAACUGGAUACUUAACGGGAAAGGAUAACAUGAGAAAGCAAUUCACCCAGACGUUUUUCCUUGCUCCACAGGACAAAGGGUACUUUGUUUUAAAUGAUGUUCUUAGGUUUGUAGAACAAAAUGAGAUUGAUAAUAGCUCAGAAACGGUUAAUGCGGUCAAGGAUGUAGUACCCGUGCCUUUGGCAUCAGCUCCAGAACAAGUUCAUGUGCAUGAGCCUCCGAAUCACACACAGCCUAGCUCUCAUGCUGAAGGUGAAAUUAUUAAGGAAGUAGCUCAUGAUUCUUUGGAAGAUGAGAGACUCAUUGCUGAUGAAAGAGAGAUUGUGGUGGGUUCUGAAUCCCAUAUUAACGAUAACAGUACUUCUGAGAAUGCAGAACCAGAUACUUUGGUUUCCCAAGAAGAUGCUCCUAAGAAAUCUUAUGCAUCAAUUGUAAGUUCUGAAACAAAGAAAUUGCCCACCAAAAUCUAUGUACCCUCUAAUUCAAGACUGGCUCCUGCAAGGGCUGGAAAGCAGCCUGUUAAGUCAGUAGCGCAAGCUCCUGCUCCUGAAUCAUCAGUUCCUACUGCCUCUGGAGCUGAAGGGCACUCCAUUUAUGUCCGCAAUUUACCUCUAAAUGUUACUGUUGCUCAGCUUGAGGUUGAAUUUAAGAGAUUUGGACCCAUUAAGCAAGGAGGCGUACAAGUCAGAAGUAAUAGGCAACAAGGAUUCUGCUUCGGGUUUGUCGAAUUUGAAGAUUCAAGCUCCAUGAACAGUGCAAUACAGGCGUCACCAGUUACAAUUGGAGGCCUUCAAGCUGAUGUUGAGAUAAAGAGAACUACAACUAGAGUUGGUAGCGGGAGAGGUCGUUUCCCUUCAGGAAGAGGAGCAGGAUACCGAAAUGACAAUUUCAGGGGCCGUGGAAAUUUUAGUGAAGGUCGAGGCUAUGGUAGAAAUGACUUUGUCGGAGCACGUGAGAUUUCAGGGCGUGGCAGGAGUCAAGGAGGACGAGGUGGUGAAGGUUACCAACAAGGAAGAGGGAGAGGUGGCCUAAGCCAGAUUCCUGCUUCAGCAUAGUUUGGCCGGAGAGAUUUUUGGAUGACAAGUUUUGACCGAGUUUUGUGUUGCCAUUGUGCAGCAGAAGAGUUUAGUUGUGCAGUGAUCGAAAAACAUAACUAGAACUUGAUAUCAACCUUAUUUUAUUUCUACUUUUUCGCUUUCUACAAGUACCAGCAUUUUUUCUGACAGAUUUUCUUGUGUAGGUAAUUUUAUGCUUUACAGGGAUAGAACUGUGUAAACUUGCGUAACUUAAAUGUUCUUUCUAUUUACAUUAGAAAGGACUUUGUGCAUUAGGUUUCUUUUA